Nematocida major is the source of this 2079-nucleotide messenger RNA. RefSeq lists its product as uncharacterized. The transcript has a single exon. The coding region runs from base 1 to 2079 and encodes 692 amino acids. The record is from RefSeq and is a predicted model, not a curated record. NCBI's taxonomy places the organism in Eukaryota, Fungi, Microsporidia.
AUGAUGAGUAAAGCUCUAGAUUUUGGAGCGAGGAAAACGCGCUGGCGUGUUGUUGCAUGCGCUGCUGCGAUUGUGCUGGGUGCUUCUGGAUGGGCGCUUGCCUCUGCCAGCGUUUGCGGGCACGGCAGGGAGGGCGUGCCGCAUAACGGAUGCGCCCAGCCCGAUAGUGGCCCUGGGGGUGUAGGCAGCGCAGGCAGCGGCGCGCUUGCGCAUAAACAAGCGCUGUCUAUCGGAAAGCGCAUCCGAGAGGCCUUUCGGCAGUCUGCGCACAUAGGCUUUAUGAAGUUUCUCUCUAAUCUGGGGCCAGGCGUUGAAGCCAAGAAGGCUGCGCUGUGCGAGAUUGCGCAGAAUCCAGAACGCUACCGAUAUUUGGAAAGGCUUGGAGGCCCGAUAGGCCCGAUAGUCUUGCAGACCUUGCGCUUUAUUGAGCAGUGUUCGCCGCCCGAAUUCAGCCUUGCAUGCUUUGACAGCACUGCGCAACUCCCAACUUCUCCUUUCUCUUCGAGCGGAAAAGUUUUUUUUUCCCUGCACAGCUAUCUCGCAGAAAAAAGGAGAGAUAAAGGCCUAGCUGUUUGUAAAGGCCUAAAGCUCGGAAAAAGUCUGGGCAGUUUUUCUUCUGUGGUGGAGGCUUUCUUCCGGAUGCCCGGCGUGUUCAACGACAUUCUGUGCUUUGGAGGGAGCUCGGGCAUUGUGGUAAUGAAAAGCGAGUGCAAGAAGCCAAAGAACCUUAAGAGGCUGGAAAGGCUUACAUGUAUGCACAGAAAAAGGCGAAAAGACUUUUCGGGUUUUUUCUCGUGGUUUGAGUAUUUGCACUGCGUGGCAAAGAGCGUUUUAGAGCUGCAGGAAAAAAAAGGCGACACGAAUGUGGAAAGAAGGUUUAUGCGAAAUCUAGAAACCCUGCGCAGCCUUACGAACAGCAUUUCGUGCGCCUGGGUGCAUGGCCACUGCUUCGAGGGGGCAGACCUCGAGUUUAUAACGAUUUUCCAGGGGCUUUUGCUGAUGUACACGGCGUGCUCUGGCGUGAAAGAGGCCGCAGAAAUUGAAGGAGGGCCUUUGCUUUUUCCCAAAGAGGCGCACAGAAGCACAUUUCGGGUGGACCAAAGGGCGCGGAGGAUGUUCUACAGCGGCGUGCAAACAGAGCCAACCGACAGAUAUGCGGGUUUUGCAAAAGAGCUAAUAUUCAAAGAGCGUGAUCUGCACCACGUAUACUAUGUAGACAACGAGGAACAAGCGCGAAAGCCUGUUAUAAUCCCGCAGUGCUACGCCGAAGUAUCGUGUGCCGAGGUGGUAAAAUACAUUUCCGAGCUGUACGAAAAGCCGCAAAGCCACAUCCAUGUUUUUUUGAUGAACCUUUACACCCACGCGCUGGCAUACAAGGACGCAGAAAGCACGCCGUACUUCUGCCCCAAAGAAGGCGCUUCCGAGGUUCUAGUCUUCUACUACAUAGUGGAAAGCAUCUCCGAAGACACCGAGUACAUGCUUGUAGAGUUUAGGCCGGUGGAAGAAGAAAGCUCUGGGCCGGGCGCGGGGGUUGUGCGCCUGCCGCUGUUUCUCAACAGCCUAAUGAUCAACGCCUUAGCGAUAUCUAACUAUACGGUUCGCGAAAGCCAGGGCGGCAAGGGACACUCUGGAAAUAUGAAAAGCAUCCGCAAGAUGUGCAACGCCGUGCCGCAUGUUUUGGCGUGCACAAAGCAAGCUUCCCAAGAGCAGUAUCCGCUGGCCUCCAUCAGCAUGGGGCCGGCAAACACUCUGGACGUAGACAUGAGCUAUGCGCUUUCCUCUGUUCGGUUUUUUAGCCGCCCCUGCGCAAAGGGGUGCUUUUUUGUUUCGUAUUUGACCCGAAAGCCCGAGAAGGCGCCAUACCACCCCGUGUUUAUAGGCCGAAAUGCUAAGGCCCUGCUAAAGCAGAUUCUGUGCAGAGACCUGGCCGACGUCCAAGUAGAGUUGUUUGGUUUGGAAGACCUGUUUUGGCGCGUGUGGAAAGACAUCGCAGGGAAUGCGCGCCUGGAUCUGCUUGGGCGGCAGAAGAGCUGUCAGCUUGGCCUCCGCAGCAGGAUUCUGCGGAUUUUGAUGGAGUGA